AACCAAUACACGCUACAAUGGCUGCAUCCACGAAGAACAUCCUGAUCUUCGGGGCCACCGGCUUAAUCGGUACUCACAUCAUCAAUGCCAUUCUCAGCAGCAAGGACAAGUUCGGCAGGAUUGCCGUCUUCACCUCGCAGAACACCAUCUCCUCAAAAGCAGAUGAGAUCGAGAAUCUGAAGAAGAGAGGCGCCGAAAUCAUCGUUGGAGAUCUCACAUCAGAUUCUGAUGUGGACCAAGCCUACAAUGGGUUCGACACGAUCGUGUCAGCUGUUGGUCGACCGGUCAUUGAUAAGCAGUUGAAGCUGAUCGAGCUUGCCGAAAAGCAUCCGGAUGUCAAGCGUUUCUUCCCCAGCGAGUACGGCACAGAUAUCGAGUACGAUGAGACUUCUGUAAAUGAGAAGCCGCAUCAAUUGAAGCUCAAAGUGCGUGCAUUGCUCAAGACUGUCAAGAAUUUAGAGUACACGUACGUGGUUACUGGGCCUUAUGCAGAUGCCGACAGCUUGCUAUAUCUCUGUGCAAAAAAGCCAGAGAACGAAGCGCAGGGCACGUUUGACGUCCAGCGAAAGAGGGCAGUCCUGCUUGGCGACGGUGAUGGCAAGAUCUCGCUGACCACCAUGCGUGAUGUUGGUAAGCUUGUGGUGGCAGCUCUGUUGCAACCAGAAGCUGCAAAGAAUCGCGCUCUCCGGGUCAACUCGUUUACGACCACGCCUCAUGAGCUACUCAGAGAGUUUGAGAAACAGACUGGCCAGAAAUGGGAUGUUGGCUACACAAGUUUGGACGAGCUCAAGCAACUCGAAAGCGAGACGCCGUCAGUCACCUUGCGACGGAUUUGGACCAGCGGGAAGACAUUGUACGAAAAGCGCGACAAUGGCUUGAUUGAGAUGGAGCAAGGUCUGGACGACUUGGAAAGUACCGUCCGACAGGCGAUUGCAGUUCAGCAGAAGAGAAUUGCAGAGGGCAGCUUGUACCAGUAGUCCUUGCAUCUCUUUCCAACAAAUGCAGCUGUUGCUCUGGAAAGGGGCACCUCUCGUAUGCACGUCUAUGCAAAGGAUGGUCCGCCUCUUGCAUCGCUCCUUUCGGCAAUGGGGCCGUGUUCUGCAAAGAAUAGGGAGGCGCUUGGCUGUUCAAACCGCGAUGUUUCAUGUUGAACUUCUCAGCCGAGACUUCUAGAACUAGGCACGCAGGAGAGCGUUCGUAACAUGCCCGACUGUGGCGAAAUGUCGCUGCCAUCGGACUCGAAACCCUAGCGGACGCAAUG
Molecule: messenger RNA, 1261 nt
Organism: Cercospora beticola
Lineage: Eukaryota; Fungi; Ascomycota; Dothideomycetes; Mycosphaerellales; Mycosphaerellaceae
Product: aromatic alcohol reductase
Molecular function (GO): oxidoreductase activity
Source: RefSeq, a predicted model, not a curated record